Messenger RNA from Corticium candelabrum, 1223 nucleotides. RefSeq names its product KH domain-containing, RNA-binding, signal transduction-associated protein 2-like. Gene Ontology annotation, molecular function: mRNA binding. Bases 79 to 966 code for a protein of 295 amino acids. The record is from RefSeq and is a predicted model, not a curated record. NCBI's taxonomy places the organism in Eukaryota, Metazoa, Porifera, Homoscleromorpha, Homosclerophorida, Plakinidae. The transcript has 8 exons. Gene Ontology annotation, cellular component: nucleus. Gene Ontology annotation, biological process: regulation of alternative mRNA splicing, via spliceosome.
GCGUUGCUUUGCUCCUGUUGCAUGAGAGAGGCGUUCCCAUCGGAAUACGCUGCUCGCUCGACGACGAGCCGUUGAGUCAUGACGGCGGAAAGCGACGACGACGGCGGCAACUACCUGAAGGAGCUGACGGCCGAGAAAGAGGGUCUUAGUCCGUCGUAUGGACACGCGCUGCGUCUACUGCAGCAAGAGAUCGACAGAGUACAAGGGAGGACAACAAAUGGAGAGGAGACGCCGUCGAUGGUUCGUUUGACUGAGAAAGUAAUGAUCCCCGUCGAAGAUCAUCCGAAUUUUAAUUUCGUCGGGAGGCUUCUCGGACCAAGAGGACUAACACUGAAACGGAUGCAAAGCGAAACCGGCUGCAAGAUGACAAUUCUCGGUCGUGGAUCGAUGAGAGACAAGGAACAGGAGGAUCAGUUGAGAGCCUGUGGUGACGAAAAGUAUACUCAUCUGAGUGAGGAGCUCCACGUUGUGAUCGAGGCAACUGGCACAAAAGCUCUGGCUCAGGCGAGACUCGCCGCCGGUGUCGCCGAGCUUAGAAAAAUGAUGAUUCCUGGUCCAUUUGCCGAGCAACUAAAGAACGAACAACUGAGGGAACUCGCCAUGAUCAACGGAACAUACCGAGAACCACCGAUACGGCCACCGCAGUUUAGUCCGUCUUACGGAAUCGUCCGUGGCAUUCAACCGGGUAACCAUCCAUUCCCACCCGUCAAGAUGUCCCCCACCAGCCCCCUACCGAGGACUCCCGGUACUGAGUCAAUGUUUCAGGGCUUUGCCGAGAUUGGCAGUUAUGAUGCAGCACCGGGAUCUGGGAAUGGCUACGGGGCUCACAUGAUGCAUCAAUAUGGCAGAGGAUCAAAGGAGGAUUGGGCGAGCGAUCAGCCGGUGAACGUCGCCGGGAGAUUGAAGAUGCCGGUGACGCGACUGCAACAGAAACAGUCAUAUCGAGAUCAUCCCUACUUCUCCUAACAUCAUUAUCAUCAUCGAGAGAGAGACACACCCACACACGAGGUGAUGCUAAUUGUUUUUCGUAUGUUUUCCUGUAUUUUUCCAUCAUGGUUGAUAUUGGUAUAUGUAACUGAACUGACAUGCUGACAGUUUACACCUAUUUUUUGACUGAGUUAAUAGCUAACAGCAAAGUUGAUCGUAGCCGGUAAUCUUGCUCUAGUGAUGACUUACAAUCGUUUAUGUUUCUCAAUCAGUGAACGUCUAACGCUUUUAUUAAA